CUUAUGGAAUGUGAUAUUCAAAAAGAAUUAUAAUUAUUUGUCUACAUAUAUUGCGGUCAGUGUUGGUUUUUACUGCCAACUCAGUUGGGGGUGUUGCCUUUUUGAAACAUGGCUGAUCAUUGGUCAUGCGGUUUACUGUCAGAUAACUGUCAAACUAGCACUGUAACCUAUAACUCCUACAAUUUUUUGAAUUUAUUUUAUAAAGAUUCAAAUUAUGUCAUCAGCCCAUUUAUCAAGUGGUAGAUUAAAUAUAGGCUUAGUGCAAGAACAAGCGAGAAAACAAUUACUGUGUUUGCUUGAGAAAUGUGAUGGAACAAAGGCUAUCAUAUGGGAUCAAUCUUUGGCUGGUCCAAUCGGUCUUGUUGCCAAAUACAGUUUACUUCAGGAACAUGACGUUGUUAAGAUGUAUCCUCUGUAUGGUGGACAAUUACCACCAACAAAUGUGGCAAAUGUUAUAUUUAUCACAAGACCACAUUUAGAUCUUAUGGAUUUGAUAGCUGAAAAUAUACAUGGGGAGGAGGGUAGUAGAAUACACAAGGAAUUUCAUUUAUUCUUUGUACCCCGGAAAAGUUUAUUGUGUGAGAAAAAAUUGCAGAACCGUGGUGUCUUUGGCAACUUCACAUUGAUUGAAGAAUUUUCCUGCGAUCUAUUUCCAUUUGACAGUGAUCUUGUUUCAAUGGAAUUAAGUGGAGCGUUUAAAGAAUUCUUUUUGGAAAAUGAUCCUACGUGUCUUUAUCAAGUUGCACAAGCUAUCCAAAGCUUACAGAGAUUUUAUGGAAAAAUACCAAAGGUCACUGGAAGAGGUCCUGCUGCAAGCAAAGUCUGGGAUUUAUUGAAACGACUGGAUCGGGAAGAAGAAGAUAUUAAGACAAAAAACUCAAAACCAGCCCUUAUUGAGCAUUUGUUGUUACUGGACAGAUCAGUAGAUCUACUGUCACCUUUAGUCACACAAUUAACGUACGAGGGCCUAAUCGAUGAAAUAUUCGGCAUCAAUAAUUCCACUGUAAAACUACCUGCUGAGAAGUUUCUCGACUCUGAUGAUUCACUGACUGAAACUACACUGAAUAAAAAGGAACAAAUUAUUUUAAAUUCAGGAGAAGAAAUCUUUGCUGAAAUCAGGGAUAAGAAUUUCAAUGGUGUUGGACCAGUUCUUAGUCGAAAAGCCAAAGUGAUAUCAUCUCAAUUCGAUGAAAGACACGGUGAUAAGAGUGUUCAAGAAAUCAAACAAUUUGUAGCCAAAUUACCUCACAUGAUGGCUACGAAAAAAUCCUUAGCCAGACACACAACCAUAGCUGAAAUGGUAAAAGAAGUAACAGAUACCAGCAAUUUCCUGGAAGCACUGCAAGUUGAACAAGAGUUAUUAAAUUGCAUUGACACAGACAAACCCAAUCCAUAUAUUGAAGAUCUAAUAGCGCAACAAAAACCGCUCGUAAAGGUUUUGCGAUUGCUUUGUAUGCAAUCUCUUACAAGCAGUGGUUUGAAAUCAAAAUUGGUCGAUUAUUACAAAAGGGAAAUUAUACAAACAUAUGGUUAUCAACAUUUGCCAACACUAUUGAAUUUAGAAAAAGUUGGAUUAUUCCGUGCUCAACAAUCCGUUAUACAUUACCCUGUGCUGAGGAAAGCCUUGAGACUCACUGUCGAGGAUGAAAGUGAAAUAACGCCAAAAGAUAUUAGCUACGUCCAUUCUAUUUAUGCUCCGUUAAGUGUUCGUUUAGCCGAGCAACUUGUUCGCCCUGGUGGUUGGCAAGGACUUCAAGAUGUUCUUGGAUGUUUACCUGGCCCUGCCGUGAAUAGCGUUUCCCAUAGUACAACUACGACUACUACAAGAAGAAAUUCGAUAAGUAGCGAGAUUUCGAAUUCAGAACCAUCCAAAUUAGUUUUGGUCUUUUUUAUUGGAGGAUGUACAUAUGCCGAAAUUUCGGCUCUUCGAUUUCUCUCUCAGCAAGAAGAAUUAAACGUUGAGUUCGUGGUGGGAACAACAAAAUUAAUUAAUGGAAAUACAUUUCUCACUUCUUUAAUGGAAGAUUUAGAGAGCAAUCAGUAAAUGUGAUGUAAAACUUUGUAUCAUUUUUAUGUUCACGAUAUCAAUACCAAUAUCUAUUACGAUGCUGACAAUAUAGUUUAGUGAGCGUAAUGUUGUAAAAAGAAAAAUAACAUUUCUGUACUAAAUGUGGAA
Molecule: messenger RNA, 2176 nt
Organism: Cephus cinctus (wheat stem sawfly)
Lineage: Eukaryota; Metazoa; Arthropoda; Insecta; Hymenoptera; Cephidae
Gene: car
Product: vacuolar protein sorting-associated protein 33A
Exons: 8
Coding region: 215-2044 (609 amino acids)
Biological process (GO): intracellular protein transport; vesicle-mediated transport
Cellular component (GO): CORVET complex; lysosome
Source: RefSeq, a predicted model, not a curated record